AUGAUUGGAAUGGAAGUGAUUAUGUCCGAUGAAUCUAAGGCAUCAGAUUGCAACAUCCAGUUCCCAAUUAAUCCAAUUUCAUUCGAAAGGGUUCCUCUAUAUGCCUUGUCCAUCAUAACAGCAUCAAUUGCGAUAUUCCAAAAAGUAACACGCGAUAUCUUUCCAAGAUAUUGA
Molecule: messenger RNA, 174 nt
Organism: Cavenderia fasciculata
Lineage: Eukaryota; Evosea; Eumycetozoa; Acytosteliales; Cavenderiaceae
Exons: 2
Coding region: 1-174 (57 amino acids)
Source: RefSeq, a predicted model, not a curated record